Cicer arietinum (chickpea) is the source of this 1895-nucleotide messenger RNA. Its product is annotated as squamosa promoter-binding-like protein 10. Gene Ontology annotation, molecular function: DNA binding. The record is from RefSeq and is a predicted model, not a curated record. Lineage: Eukaryota; Viridiplantae; Streptophyta; Magnoliopsida; Fabales; Fabaceae. Gene Ontology annotation, cellular component: nucleus.
AUGUUACAUGUGUAUAUAAAUAUAAAUGAACGAAGACGGAGUAAUGAAAAGAUUAUAUUAUAUCUGUUGUGGGGUUUGGGGGAGAGAGUGAUUUGGUUGUUUUGUUGUCGUAUCUGCGUCCACCUGUCCACUGUGACUGUUCCACUCUUCCUCUUUCUGCUUCUCUGCUCUUUCCAUAUGGAACGCUACUUCUUUUCCAUUCAAACAUUUUCAUCAUCAUUAUCCUAACAAACUCUUCUCCUUUCUACUUAUAACCUCUUUUCAAAGCUUUUCUCAUGGAGGUGAAUGCAAAAUCUCCUUCUUCACUGUGGGAGUGGGAUAAUCUAUCAUUCUUCAAUACAAAACCAACAGAAAAUCCAAAGUUACAACCACCAAACUGGAGUAUCGACCUAGACCAAGAAAUCAAUGUCGGUUUGUUGGAUACAUCUGGUGGAAGUGGUUGUUCUGGCUCUGAGCUAAUUCAUGCUUCUACAUCUAGGAGUUUCAGUUCAUCAUCAAAUAAGGAUAGUAAAAAAUGUAUAUUUGGUUUUGAAAGUUCACAAGAUGAUUCUAGUGGUAAAAUGGAAUUAUCUAAAGAUGAGCCAGUUGAAACUUGUAAUGCACUACAGCUCUCUUCUGUGUCUGGUGAACCUUUACUAACCCUAAAACUUGGUAAAAGGGUGUACUUUGAGGAUGUAUGCCAAGAAACUGAUUCGAAAAACCUAACUUUUUGUGUGGAUCCUAUGUCAUCUUUAAGCAUUGCAAAGAAAUGUAAGUCCAAUGGCCAGAACUUACAAUGUCCACGAUGCCAGGUUGAAGGUUGUAGCCUUGAUCUUUCAUCAGCUAAAGGUUACCAUCGGAAACAUAGAGUUUGUGAAACUCAUUCCAAAUCUCCUCUGGUGGUUAUUGCUGGUUUGGAACGUCGAUUUUGCCAGCAAUGUAGCAGGUUCCAUGCUCUGUUUGAGUUCGAUGAAAACAAGAGAAGCUGCAGAAAACGUCUUUCACAUCACAAUGCAAGGCGCCGAAAACCUCGUCUUGAUGAUCCUCUCCAAUCAAGUCAAUCAGCUUUGUCUCCCUCACACUGUGAUGGGAAUCAACAAACAAGUCCAUUUGCUUAUUCUAGGACUGCUACAUAUUUAGCCGGGCAAAAUAUACACAACGGCAAGCUCCCUCAAACAAAAGAUUUUCUCUUAAAGCCUGUGAAAGACAACAGUGACAUACCAAGUACUCUCACUAUGCUUUCUGAUGAUUCCAACUUCCAUUUUACAUCCAGAAUCCCUGCAACCAAGCGUAUUGAUCCAGGUGUUGAAGAUUUCAUUAGCUUCUCUGAUACAAAUGCUACACAAGACUUCAGUUGUGCUCGCUCUCUUCUGUCAACCAAUCCAUGGGAUUUAUACGAGACUAAAUCCAUUUCGCUAGAGCAUUCUAAUCGCACAACCAGUACCGCUCAAGCCAUAGCGCACUCAAUGAAUCGUGGCAUGCCUCUCUCUUCAUCAGAAUAUUGGCAUAAUGAUCGUGAUCAACAAGUCAAUUCCAACAUGUGGAUCUCAAACUCAAACUGUGAAGAUAGGAACCACUUUCAAGAAUUUUAACUGUUUACAGAACCUUACGAGUCGGGUUUUCACCAGUUGAAUUUACAUGAAUGUUCUCACUCCAAAUAGUAUCAACUUUGAACCAUACAAAUUUAUAGGCAAGGUAGAUUCCAUCUCAUGAUUUCUGAUUUGUAGGACCUAAUUUUCGUUGCAAUUACUAUGUUAUCUUUCUCUUCUCAUGGUGUCAUAUCGAAUAUGAAGCGGUUCUGGAAAUAUUUUUGCAUGCUAUUCUGUUAUUUGCAUUUUCAGAAUGUUGGGGCUUCAUUUCAUCAUACGAAAAAUAAUUUUUUGUUAUAAAUUAAAGUACAGCGUCAAUUGUAAACA